AUGAGUGCAAUUUCAGGAUUCGAUUUAUCUGGGGCUUUCACGAUCGUUGGCGUAAUUUUAUUGGGUUCGUUAAGUUCGAUAUUCUUGUACUUCAUCGCUACCGCGAUAUACAAUGUCUACUUCCACCCCCUUUCCAGCUUCCCAGGCCCCAAAUUUUGGGCGGCGUCCAGCAUCCCUUUCUCCCUAAGCCACAUGCGUGGAACCUUCGCAUUCGACAUCAAGAACAUGCACGACAAAUACGGCGAGGUCUUCCGAAUGGGCCCAAACCAGGUCUCCUUCAUCAAUGGUGAUGCUUGGAAAGAUGUCUAUGCGUACCGGAGCGACCGUCCUCACUUCACGAAGGACAAAACGAACUACUUCACCCCUCUAAAUGGUGUCGAAAGCAUCCACUCCGCUAAAGACGACGCCGUGCACUCACGACACCGCCGACUCCUCGCGCACGCAUUCUCGGAGAAAGCGUUGAGAGAGCAGGAGUCAUUACUAAAGACGUACAUGGAUCUCCUUGUUAUUCAGCUGAAAAAGCAGAGCGGUCCCGUUGACAUGGUGCGGUGGCUGAACUACACGACUUUUGAUCUGAUCGGUGAUCUCACGUUCGGCGAGCCUUUUGGUUGUCUCCAUGAUAGCGAAUAUCAUCCUUGGGUCGCCAUCGUCUUCCAAAGCAUGCGCGCCUCCGCAUUUGUGGUGGCUGGACGGCAAUACCCAGCCCUGGCAUCUAUGCUCGUUAAGUUGAUGCCGAAGAGCCUGUCGCAAAAGAUUCAAGAUCAUUGGGACUUGAGUGUGAAUCGAUUGAAUCGCCGCCUGGCUACCAAGACGGAUCGACCGGACUUCAUGACGUAUCUCCAGCGGCAGACGGGAGAGAAGGGGUUGAGUCCUGAAGAGAUGCAUUCAAACGCCCCGCUUCUCAUGAUUGCCGGGAGCGAGACAACUGGGACGGCUCUGUCAGCUUGUCUGUACUACUUAACCUCGAACCCGACAGUCUUCCAGAAGCUGAGGAAAGAGUUCGACGAGGCGAUAAAGUCGGAAGAGGACAUUACGAUCACCAACACAAGCGAACUGUCCUACAUGACUAAUGUUUUGAACGAGACGAUGCGGAUAUACAAUCCCGUACCUGGAGACCUGCCACGCGAGGCUCCGAAGGAGGGGAUUACGGUCGCUGGAUAUUGGCUGCCACCAUACACUCGAGCGUCACUGGGUAUCUACGCAGCCACGCAUUCAGAGCGUAACUUCAGAGAUCCUUAUGAGUUCGUUCCUGAGCGUUGGGACGAUAACAAUUCGACGUAUGCGAACGAUCAGAAAUCGGCUUUCCAGCCCUUCUCAACGGGCCCUAGGAACUGCAUUGGCAAGAAUCUUGCAUGGGCAGAAAUGCGUCUUAUUCUUUCAAAAUUACUCUUCAACUUCGAUAUCGAGCUCUUACCAGAAAGUAGAAAUUGGAGUGAUCAGAAAAUGUAUGUUUUGUGGGAGAAGCAUCCGCUCAUGCUCAACUUGAAGCCAAGGCAUUGAGGACGGAAGAUGUGAAGAAUGAGAAAUAUAGGAAAAGCUCCACUAGGAGAGGCAUUAAAGAACUACAUGUGCUUUCAGAACGACGAUAGUACACGUCCAUUUUUGUGUGCGCC
Mytilinidion resinicola is the source of this 1613-nucleotide messenger RNA. Its product is annotated as benzoate 4-monooxygenase cytochrome P450. The coding region runs from base 1 to 1500 and encodes 499 amino acids. The transcript has 4 exons. NCBI's taxonomy places the organism in Eukaryota, Fungi, Ascomycota, Dothideomycetes, Mytilinidiales, Mytilinidiaceae. Gene Ontology annotation, molecular function: oxidoreductase activity, acting on paired donors, with incorporation or reduction of molecular oxygen; iron ion binding; heme binding. The record is from RefSeq and is a predicted model, not a curated record.